CGGAUGUGGAAUUGGUGGUCUUACCCUCGCCGCUACGAUAUCCAAGUUCACGUCCGAACAAGAUGGUAUCAUCAAAGUUGACAUGUACGAAUCCAAGAGCGAGGUAUCUGUUAUCGGAGCUGGAGUUGGCAUAUGGAAACGUUCUUGGCAAGUCUUGCAAGACUUGGGAUUUGAGGAAGAACUAGUCAAGCGUGGAGUCAAGGUCCCUGUUGAUGGUGAAUCUCGAGGUCCAAUCUUUCGCAAAUCCGACCAACCAACACCAGGCUACGAUUUCCAUGAUCAUGUUAUGCCCUACGGUCCUCUAGGUCUCCAUCGACCCACACUUCUCGAAAUCCUCCAAUCCAAGCUUUCUGAGAACUGUACCAUCCAUAUUUUCAAGGCCCUUGUCAGCUACACAGUCCACGCCGGAGACAACGACUCUGGUAUUACUCUUCACUUUGCCGACAACACCACAGCCGAGGCCGACAUUCUCAUUGGCGCAGACGGGGUAUAUUCUGCUACAAGGCACACAAUGUUCAGCGGUCUCGCCGAAGAAACGGGUAACAAGGAAUACACGCAAUACGCACGAGCAGAAUAUAGCGGAACUCUAGCUUAUAGAGGGCCUGUGCCAACCGAAAAGCUCAAGGAAAAAUACCCACAACACAUAGUGUUGAACCGUCCGAAAGCUUGGUGCGGAAAAUCCCAGCAUGUUAUUACCCAUCCUCUCGGUCCUUAUAUCGGUAUCAUUCUUUAUAUGUACCGCCCAGAUCUAUCUUCUCCCAGUCUCGCCCGAUUCCAAAAUCAAAGUGUUGUCCCAUCCUCACGUGACGAAGUGUUAGCCCUUUGCGAAGGAUGGGAGCCAGAGCUUCGUGAAGUUUUGGAGUGCAUCGACCCUGAUCCUUUGAAAGUGAGCUGUUGGGUUAUACAUAGGGUCAAGCCUCUACCGUUCUGUGUGUUGGGAAACGUUGGGCUGAUCGGAGAUGCUGCUCAUGCCAUGUUACCCCAUCAAGGUGUAGGAGGUGGACAAGCCAUCGAGGAUGCACACCUCCUUGGCCGCCUUCUCGCUCAUCCCAAAGCCGCUUUAUCAUCCCCUUCCAGACCAUCUACACUCCCCAUAAUCCUUAAACUCUACGAAACCUUCCGCCUCCCGGUUGCUCAAAAAGCCGCGAAGGCGUCGUAUGAUAACGGUUUGAUGUACGAAUUUAAUUAUCCUGGACUCGUAUUUGGGGGUUCGCAACCCGACGCCAAUAGUAGAGGUCCAACGCCGGAUGAAUUGCAAGUGUUGGGCGAACGCAUCGGGGAGUCGUUUACAUGGUUAAAGGAGGGAGAUGUCGAGGGCGACUGGCGAAAAACGGAGGCAGAGUUGGAGAAGAUGUGAUAGUUGCGAUACUCAAGAGUCCGGCAUAUAAUAGAAAAGAAAGAAAAAAGGAAGGGUUGAACCACCGUACUAGCCUCUAUAUAUGAGCGACUUUCCCGUGGUUCGUCGGUUUGGCAUUCACACUCUCAGGAAUCACACUCAAAGUUUGGCUAUCAGUAUGCUCACUAUAGCCCUCAAAUCCCAUUUUAUGUAUUGUUCAAAGUUAUAAUUACAUGACAUUCAUAUACCAUAGCUACUCAUUGAAGUUCUGAGUGUAUCUGUGACUACUACAUACUCAAAUGAUUGUCAAUGUUGAUGAC
This is a messenger RNA of Lentinula edodes (shiitake mushroom), 1656 nucleotides long. RefSeq names its product FAD/NAD-P-binding domain-containing protein. The record is from RefSeq and is a predicted model, not a curated record. Lineage: Eukaryota; Fungi; Basidiomycota; Agaricomycetes; Agaricales; Omphalotaceae. Gene Ontology annotation, molecular function: FAD binding. Gene Ontology annotation, biological process: secondary metabolite biosynthetic process. Bases 83 to 1357 code for a protein of 424 amino acids. The transcript is spliced from 6 exons.